Molecule: messenger RNA, 745 nt
Organism: Trifolium pratense (red clover)
Lineage: Eukaryota; Viridiplantae; Streptophyta; Magnoliopsida; Fabales; Fabaceae
Product: paired amphipathic helix protein Sin3-like 3
Exons: 4
Coding region: 1-657 (218 amino acids)
Biological process (GO): negative regulation of transcription by RNA polymerase II
Cellular component (GO): histone deacetylase complex; chromatin
Molecular function (GO): transcription corepressor activity
Source: RefSeq, a predicted model, not a curated record
AUGGCGAGUGAAGGUGGUAAGAAACUAACUGAAGAUGAUGCCUUAGCAUUUCUUAAGGCAGUCAAGGAUGUUUUCAAAGAUGAAGAGGAAAAUUUUAAUUACUUUAUGGAAAUAAUGAUUGAUUACAGAGAAAAAAGAAUUUAUUUCGAUGAUCUUAUGACGAAGGUGAAGGAGUUAUUUAAAGGACACGACGAUCUAAUUAUAGGAUUUAACAUCUUUGCACCAAGUGAUUAUCAAAUCCAAGUUUCACAAGAAGAAGAACAGCAACCUCAAAAUAGGAUUGUUGACGAAUAUCAAAUGACAACUCCAUUAGAAGAAGCAAAAGCUAUUGUUGCACAAUCUCCUCAUAUGAUGCUUGGUGGAGAUAAUCUCAAUGUGGCUCCAUCAAGGAAUGAACCAUGUCCAAUGAGAAAACUUGGUGGAUACGAAGAUGCUACAAAGUUUGUGAGCAAGAUUAAGACUCGGUUUGAAGGAGAUGGCCAUGCUUACAAGUCAUUUCUCAACAUCAUGAACAUGUUGGGUGAGGGGAAAAAACCUUACACCGAUACUUACCAUGAGGUUGUUGCACUUUUCGAAGGUCAUGCAGAUCUUCUUGAUGAGUUAAUUCAGUUUUUUCCCGGCACUUCAAAAGUAGAAGCGUCUACUCAAAAUAUAUGACAGCCCUUUUGUCAAGGACAGGACUUAUAUUAGAUUGUGAAGGUGCUCACAUUCAUAUGAAAAUUAGCUAGCUAAGGGAUAUAUCUCU